AUGGCGUUCGAACUCACCGCGGCGGAGCUCGAGGAGGCCGUCACCGAGCGAGAUAAGGAUGCGAUCAACAAGGCGGGCGGCCAUCUCGGCAUCGCCGAGAAGCUGAAGACGGACCCGAAAGUUGGCCUGUGCGGAACCGAGCUCUCCGAGGAAUCGCUCGCUAGGCGUAAGGAGGCGUUCGGCGUCAACGAGUUCGAGUAUCCUCCGCCCAAGAGUUUCCUGCAGCUGUGCAGAGACGCGCUGGAUGAUCUCACGGUCCAGAUCCUGUGCGUGGCCGCGAUUAUCUCGCUCGGCAUCGGCGCGGGGCUCCCGAAGCAUCGCGAGGAGUACGGCUACCUGGAGGGUAUCGCGAUCGUCAUCGUCGUCUUCGUCGUGGUCUUCCUGCAGGCGUACAUCGACUACGUCAAGGAGCAAAAGUUCCGCCAGCUCAACAGCAUCAAGGACAACUACGCCGUGAAGGUUGUCCGCAACGGUGAGGUGCACGCGGUGACCGCAGGCGAGGUUUUGGUGGGCGACGUAGUCGAGCUCAGCGCGGGCGACAAGGUCCCCGCCGACGGCGUAUUCCUCGAGGGCAGCAAGCUGCGCGCCGACGAGUCCGCGAUGACCGGCGAGCCCAUCGGCAUCGCCAAGUCCCACGACAAGGAUCCGUUCCUCCUGUCCGGGACGACAAUCUCCGAGGGAUCCGGCCGCAUGGUGGUCAUCGCCGUCGGCUCGUCGUCGCAGUGGGGCGUCAUCUUGAAGACGCUCAUCGUCGAGCCGAGCUCUACCCCUCUUCAGGAUCGUCUCGACGUGCUGGUGGUGACCGUCGGUAACUUUGGCAUCGGCGCCGCGAUCGCCACGUUCAUCGCGUCCAUGAUCCGCUGGAUCAUCGACGGGUCCGAGGGCAAGGGUUGGGACGGGGUCCUGAUCCUUGACUACCUGAUCAACUCCGUCACCAUCGUCGUGGUCGCCAUCCCGGAGGGUCUCCCCCUGGCCAUCACGCUCGGCCUCGCGUUCGCGAUGCGCAAAAUGAUGGCGGACCAGAACCUGGUGCGCCGCCUGGAGGCGUGCGAGACGAUGGGUAGCGCCACGCAGCUCAACGCAGACAAGACCGGGACUCUGACCCAAAACAGGAUGACGGUGACGGACGCGUACCUGGGCGGCACCCAGUACGACUCGGUCCCGCCCGAUGACAUAUCCGAUGAGUUCGCCGCAUUACUCGCCGAGAGCAUCUGCGUCAACUCCGACGCCAACCUCGCGCACAACGAGAACGGCACCGUCGACCACAUCGGAUCCAAGACGGAGUGCGCGCUACUUCAGCUCGUCGAGGAUCUGAGGUCCGCGGGCAAGGGUAAUCUUCCCGAGUCCAGCAACUUCGCGUACGUGGCGGGGCGCGAGAAGCACGACGUGGCGCAGAGGUAUCACUUCACGUCCGCGCGAAAGCGCAUGAGCACAGCCGUGCCGAUGAACGGCGGCGUCAGACUUCACGUCAAGGGCGCGUCGGAGAUUGUCGUGAAGCUCUGCACCAAGAUGAUGAAGACAGACGGCUCGGUAGAGGACUUCUCCCCGGAGGAUCUCGCCGCCGCGGAGAAGGCCAUCACCGCGAUGGCGUCCACGGGUCUUCGCACGCUCUGCAUCGCGUACGUCGACCUCGACACGGCGCCGAGCGGUUUGAGCGACGAGCCCCCGGAGGCUAACCUCACGCUGCUCGGCAUCACCGGCAUCAAGGACCCGAUCCGCCCGGAGACGGCGGAGGCUGUCCGGCUCCUGCGCCAGGCGGGAGUGAUCGUGCGCAUGGUCACCGGUGAUAAUAAGCUCACCGCCGAGGCCAUCGCGAGGGAGGCUGGAAUUCUCGAGGAUGGCGACGACGGCCUCAUCCUUGAGGGCCCGGUGUUCCGCAAGAUGAGCCAGAGCGAGAAGGAAGCCGUCGCGGUCAAGAUCAGGGUACUCGCGCGCUCCUCCCCGGCCGAUAAGCUCAUGCUGUGCAACCUACAGAAGUCUCUCGGUGAGGUGGUUUCCGUCACGGGCGACGGCACCAACGACGCGCCCGCGCUCAAGGAUGCCGACGUGGGCUUUGCGCUCGGCAUCGCCGGCACCGAAAUUGCCAAGGAGGCUUGCGACAUUGUCAUCCUCGACGAUAACAUCCAGUCGAUGGCCAAGGCUGUGCUGUGGGGGCGCAACGUGUUCCAGUCCAUCCGCAAGUUCCUCCAGUUCCAACUGGUCGUGAAUGUGGUGGCGGUGAGUCUCAACUUCAUCUCUGCUGCUGCGGGAAUCACCGAGCUUCCGCUCGCCGCAGUUCCCCUCCUCUGGGUGAACAUGAUCAUGGACUCCAUGGGCGCCCUCGCGCUGGCCACCGAGCCCCCGUCUCCGCAUCUCAUGGAACGCAAGCCAUUCGGACGAUCCGCGCCGCUCGUCAACAAGGAGAUGUGGCGCAAUAUCGUCGUCAUGUCCCUGUAUCAGCUCAUUGUCUGCCUCGUGCUCCUGUUUGCCGGGCAAGACCUCCUGGGCAUCGACGAGAGCGACGGGGAUGGGCACUACAGGACUCUUCGCGUCAACUCCGUCAUCUUCAACGCCUUCGUCUUCAUGCAGAUCUUCUCCGAGAUCAACAGCAGGAAGAUCAGCGAGUGGAACGUCUUCGAGGGCAUCCAGAACUCGCCCAUUUUCUGCUUCAUCAUCUUCCUCACCAUUGGCACGCAAGCGGCGUUCAUCGAGGGCGUCGGCCGCACCGUCGUGGGUCCCGCCAUCGGGUUCAUGAACCUCACCGGCGGCGAGUGGGCAGUGUGCAUCGUCAUAGGCUUCUGCGCCCUGCCCGUCGGCUUUCUCGCCAGGCAGCUCCCGCUCGAUAUCUUCCCCGGGAGAACCGACGACGAAGCCGCGGCUGAGUCGAUGGAGCAGAAGAAACAAGCCGUAGCCGCCGCCAACGCGGCCGUCGCUCGCGACGCCGCGCUCGGCGCCGGCGACGUGAACAUCAGCCUGGGCGACAACGCGGCCGCGAAGAGGAGGUGGAGCAAGGUGAGGAACGUGAUGCACGCCUACUCCGCUUUCAUGUCGCCGCUCACCGUACCGGUGGCGGAGUCUCGAGAGCGCGCGAGGGGUCGUUCGCUGAGUCUGACGGUGGGAGACGAGGAGGAGUUCCUGGCGGCGGGUCUGCCGUCGCCGACGACGAGCGCGGCGAGGACGAAGAGCACCGAGUUCCGCACCGUAUCGCCCGGCUCCGAGACGUCCAUCAACAUGAAAUGAUGA
Messenger RNA from Micromonas commoda, 3222 nucleotides. Its product is annotated as p-type ATPase superfamily. Gene Ontology annotation, cellular component: membrane; intracellular membrane-bounded organelle. The record is from RefSeq and is a predicted model, not a curated record. Gene Ontology annotation, biological process: calcium ion transmembrane transport. Gene Ontology annotation, molecular function: P-type calcium transporter activity; ATP binding; ATP hydrolysis activity. The transcript has a single exon. NCBI's taxonomy places the organism in Eukaryota, Viridiplantae, Chlorophyta, Mamiellophyceae, Mamiellales, Mamiellaceae. The coding region runs from base 1 to 3219 and encodes 1072 amino acids.